Molecule: messenger RNA, 1185 nt
Organism: Pseudomassariella vexata
Lineage: Eukaryota; Fungi; Ascomycota; Sordariomycetes; Amphisphaeriales; Pseudomassariaceae
Exons: 1
Coding region: 1-1185 (394 amino acids)
Source: RefSeq, a predicted model, not a curated record
AUGCCGAGUCGCACUGAAGAUGGCGUUCGACCUGGAUCCCCAGUCCACCGACCCGACAGUCUGCGUAUACUAGCUCGAGAACGAGUCCAACGCGAGUCGAUUCUGGGUCAUCCUGAUCCCCUCGCCCAACAUCCCGUCUAUUAUGUACCUUCAGCUCGCCGCUUGUCAGCCAGCUUUUCGAAUGCUGAGCCCCCUUCCUCACGCCCUACCGUCGCUACCUCUUCCCUAACCGCAUCGAAAACCACGUCUACCCUCCCUGUACCAACUAACCACCAAGAGGUUUCACGCAAGGUGGUCCCAUCCACAGCUACAACAUACACUACAGCAUCGGCUACUCGUCAACAAGCGAAGGGUAACGAAAACAUCUCUCCCAAUGUAUCUCAGACUAGCCUAUCUACCAAGCACAAGGACAGCAUUGAAUUGGCGGCUGCCAAGCUGCAUCAGAAGACGAAGAUGCGUACUGCUGGCACCAUUCCCAAGUCGCGAACGAUGAACGUCUUCUCGAACCUUACCUCUUCCAUCUCUCGCGCUUCGAUCCCAAAUUUCAGCCGCACUACUUCAACCUCAUCUGCUGCUGAAUCCGAUAGCGGUGCGUCCUUGUCUUCUAGACCAUCCACGGCGAAUGUUAGACCUGAGAUAAUCAAUCCUCGUCAGAUCCAUACAGCCCAGCCCUCUGCCUACUGGACGGGUAGAUUCAUGGCAUUGCAAGAUCGAUUCCACUCAGAGAUGCUGCUACCCGACAACCUGACGACAUUGGUCAAUGCACAUGCUCACCGUUCCAUCGUGCCUCGCCCAAAACUUCCUUCUCAUGGCUUGGCUACGUCCUUCACGAACCCUAACCUUGCGUCUUAUGCUAAAAGCUGCAAACAAACCUCCUCAUCUUCGACCACGGCAUCCCCAAAUACGACCGGACAGUUGAAUGCUCGCAACAGCAUUGACGCAGAGAUGCUCGAGAACGAGGAGAACAGAUGUCGUCGCGUGUUCUUGCACCUCGAAGCCCUGUGCACAACGAGCGAGGCCAAGCGAAGCCUACACGCCUGGCAACAGAGCUACGCAAGACGCACAGGAAAAGAGGAGUUUCUGCCACGUGGUGGUAGUAUGGAUGAUAAGGGAUGGAUGGGCCGUCUUCUAGGGCGAAAUGGCGCACAGGGAGCAAAGAGAAGCAGUCUCGCCAGCGUUGCCUAG